AUGAACCGCGGACUGGAGUGUGGUUCAACAUCAUCAAAAUUUUGGCACCGGGCUCAACUGACUGGAGACCUGAAUGAUGGUGACUGCUCCCUGGUUAUAAAUAACGUUAAGCAGAAUGAUCAAGGUCCUUACUACUUCAGAGUAGAAUUUAAGAGCAACCGCAAUUACGAAUACCCUGUCAUACAGCUUUAUGUCUCUGAUUUCAUGGAUAAACCCUCGAUAUUCCCUGCUGAAGUGGUUGCAGGAAAGCCAGUGAACAUAAUGUGCACCUUCAGUACCAUGUGUGACGAGACGGCGCCCACCUUAACCUGGGUCACCCCCACUGAUGUACCACCGUCAGUCAUAGGCAACGUAACUCAGCGGGGAGACACUCGGACAUACACUUCUGUUCUGACCCUGACCCCAGAGCUCAAACAUCACGGGGAAACUCUCACCUGCAAAGUCAGAUACCCAUCUGUUUCAUCAGAGCGGACCAUCACACUGACUGUGCAACGUGGCUGUGACAGGAUUGAAAAAUGUGUCAUCGCUGGAAUCACCAUUGGAGCUCUGGUCAUCGUUGGUAUGGUCAUCACUAUCACCAUAAUCUUCUGGGCAAAGUGCUGUCACAGCAAACGAGAAAAUGCCUUGGCCCAGCCGAAGGUGCAGAAAGCUGAAGGUGAGGUGGUGGAUGUGGAGUCUCUCUAUCAGGAACUGCGUGCUAGCGAUCAGAAACUGUACAGCGACAUCAAGCCCAGCUACAACUGAACCCAUGUCAAAGCCUCUCUGUGUGCACUCCCCCCGUGCCCUCUUUCUGUGACGUUUCUCUCCUCACUCUCUUCUCACUCUCUGUGUUCUCCCUCUCUCCGUGCCGCACGUCUCUGCUUUUCCCUCCCCCUCCCUGCGCACGCUCAAUCCUGCUCCCUGGAUGCUCUGUCCCCUGCUCCACACUCUUCCCCCACCCUGCACGUGCUCUCUCUCCUCCGUCCCUCUGCUGAUGAAGCCAAACAUACCAUCUGCCCUCUUUAACAUAUUGGCCUCGUCAUAAAGCGUGAGUGACAGAAUAAAACAAAGAUAUAAAAAGAACACUGCAAAACUUUUUUUUAAAGCAAGAAAAUUACCCCAAAGUACCUGACCUGGAGUUUAAAAUCAGAGACAUAUAUCAGAGUGUCCAGUCACAUUCCACAACGAGGGUUAUGGUCCUCUCUGCUGCCUCAUGUUCAUUCUCCGCCACACACUGAUGGAUUCCAGUGAUCUGGUUGUCACUUUAGGAAACUCCAAACACAGCUUGUUGCUGGGCCUUGUUCGGUUCACUGUGAUACCGAGGUGAUUCCAAUCAGGUUAGACGCUGGUCAUUGACUUCAGGAAAGGGGGCGGUGUACAUGCUCCUGUCUACAUCUACGGUGCUGAGGUCGAGAGGGUUGAGAGCUCCAAGUUCCGGGGUGUGAACAUCACCAGCAGCCUGUCCUGGUCAAAUCACGUAGAUGCCACGGCCAAGAAAGCUCACCAGCGCCUCUACUUCCUCAGGAGGCUAAAGAAAUUUGGUUUGUCCCCUUUGACUCUCACUAACUUUUAUCGAUGCACCACAGAAAGCAUCCUAUCUGAAUGUAUCACGGCUUGGGACGGCAACUGCUCUGCCCAGGACCGCAAAAACUGAGGAGAGUUGUGGACAGAGCUCAGCGCAUCACGGACACCAGCCUCCCCUCCUUGGAGUCCAUCUAUAUCUCUCAUUACCUUGGCAAAGCAGCCAGCAUAAUCAAAGACCCCGCUCACCCAGGACAUUCUCUCUUCUCUCCUCUUCCAUCAGGCAGAAGAUACAGGAGUCUGAGGGCACGUACCAACAGACUUAAGGACAGCUUCUACCCCACUGUGAUAAGACUAUUGAACGGUUCCCUUAUACGAUGAGCUGGACUCUGACCUCACGAUCUACCUUGUUGUAACCUUACACCUUAUUGCACUGCACUUUCUCUGUAGCUGUGACACUUUACUCUGCACUGUUAUUGUUUUUACCUGUACUACAUCAAUGCACUCUGUACUAACUCAAUGUAACUGCACUGUGUAAUGAAUUGACCUGUACGAUCGGUAUGCAAAGCAAGUUUUUCACUGCACGUCGGUACAAGUGACAAUAAUAUACCAAUCCCAAUUGUCUACAGAGAUGGAGGAGCACAAGGAGAGGACAAGCUAACUUUGGCAGAUACUGUAAAGGAGAAUCCUAAGAUUCUACAGGUACAUUGAGAGCAAA
Molecule: messenger RNA, 2218 nt
Organism: Pristis pectinata (smalltooth sawfish)
Lineage: Eukaryota; Metazoa; Chordata; Chondrichthyes; Rhinopristiformes; Pristidae
Product: myeloid cell surface antigen CD33-like
Exons: 6
Coding region: 1-744 (247 amino acids)
Source: RefSeq, a predicted model, not a curated record